GGAAACUGCUCCGGGGCUGGCGGCGGCGGGUACAGCGGAGCGAGAUCCUCAGUUAUUUUACCGAAUUUAAGUGAUGGAAACAUACACUAAGGAAAAAAAAUCACCCUUGGGUCUUUGGCAUUCACAUUUGUGUGAAAGAAUCUAGGAUGUUCCAAGAAAGCACAUCACCCAAUUGCUUAAAUAUAACAACAACAUCUACUGAAGAUGGUGCUUUCCAAAAAAAGGGCCAUAGUGCAAGAAUCCUUAGCCCAGAGGAAGCUGAGAGACUGGCAAAAGAUCAGGUUUUGGUGUCUGAGUUCAAACAACUAAAACUGGAGAAAGAGGCACAGAAGAACUGGGAUUUAUUUUACAAAAGAAACAGCACCAACUUCUUCAAAGACAGGCAUUGGACAACCAGAGAGUUCCAAGAGUUAAAAGCAUGUCGGGAGUUUGCAGACCAGAAACUGACCAUUCUGGAAGCAGGCUGUGGGGUUGGGAACUGCUUGUUUCCACUCUUAGAAGAAGAUCUGAAUAUUUUUGCAUAUGCCUGUGACUUCUCUCCUAGAGCUGUUGAGUAUGUGAAGAAAAAUGCCUUAUACAGUACUGAAAGAUGUAAAGUGUUCCAGUGUGAUCUUACUAAAGAUGACCUUCUAGAAAAUAUACCAGCAGAUUCUGUGGAUAUUGUCACACUUAUAUUUGUGCUUUCUGCCAUUCAUCCUGACAAAAUGCAUCUUGUCUUGAAGAACAUUUACAAGGUAUUAAAACCAGGCAAGUGUGUCUUGUUCAGAGACUAUGGACUGUAUGAUCAUGCAAUGCUCAGGUUUAAAUCUGGCAGCAAACUUGGAGAAAACUUUUAUGUUAGACAAGAUGGGACAAGAUCGUAUUUUUUUACUGAAGAGUUCUUGUCUCAGCUUUUCAAGGCUGAGGGAUAUGAGCAAGUGGUCAAUGAAUACGUGCAGCGAGAAACUGUGAAUAGGAAAGAAGACUUGCGUGUUCCAAGAGUUUUUCUUCAAAGCAAGUUUCAAAAGCCUUUCAGUAAGACGCAGGUUCUUGCUGAUGAGCAACAGCAUUGCUUGUUUGAAAUGGAAGCUAGCACGUAGUUUUUCCUUGUGUGUGCUCAUCUUUCUGGUAAACCAGAAAUGACUGCAUCCAGUACCUCUUGUUGGUUUUCAUCCUCAGAUAUGAAAUAUGAAUGCUAUUUCUAAUUCAAAUUUAAGAUGGUUUCAUGAUGCAGGCAACCUGUUGAAUAUCUGUAUUCCUGCUUCUAAAGUAAAUCCUGUGCAGCAUUGUUGGAGGAUCAGGUAAAGGACACUAAAUAUGGUUAAUUUUAAGCACUAGUUUUCAUUAGUUAUUACCAUAAUUGUUAUUUCCAUUUUUAUUAAAAACUAUUUUUAAAUAAGUAUCUUGUGUUUCCUAUCACAUGUUUUUGUAGCCCGUUAAAGUUACAGUAUUUCAGUGUACAGAUACAGGAAUGAAACAGACUCAGUGGUAUAACGUAAGCUGCUUUGGUAUUUUAAUAAUGGUAUCUUUUUAAUGUGCUCAGCAUUUAGAUGUGUAAACAAAUGUGUAUAUUCUAAAUAAGAUACUAAUUUAUCUGAUUUCAUGCUUGAAAGUUGUUAGAGGAUCAGGUUGUCUUUAUCUCUAAUUAAUUUAAGACAUUCUUUGAUGAGCAGAAAUGGUUGAGUUUUUGCAAGUCAGUUUCCCAUUUGGAACUGAAAUCAGUGAGUCAGAAGUACUUUCUUUUAUAUCAAGUGUAGUCAGCUGCUUCUUUCCUGAGCAGAGAUCUUAAUUCUUUUCCAUCACUCUCAGGAAGGUCGUUGGUUGAUGCUGUUCCUAUCACUUAAAGCCACCGUAUUGAUGCUAUGGCUCAUAGCCUGCCACAGACUUAACUGCUUGAAGGAACUUCAUCCUUUCCCUUCAACAGCCCUGGCACUUUGCACUGCAGAACCUCUUCUUUGUUCUUGGAUGAUAUAAUCUCAUAAACGUGUGUGGAUCUUCAUCCUGCAUUUUGAACAGCUGCUCUGCAGCGGAGGAAGCUCAGAAGUACCUGGUAACUUGUGCAAUGGGCUGUGCUGAUUGUGUGUAAUGUACACAAGUUGCAAUAAGGGAAAUUCAAAUGAAAUACUAGAAUUCUUGUAUUUUUUGUCUGUAAGGGGAGGUCAGACACUGGGACAGGGUCCAGAGAAAUUGUGGAACCUCCGUCCUUGGAAAUACUCAGAAAUUGACAGGGCAAGGCCUUGAGCAACCUGUGGCUUUAUUUGAGGGUGGCCUUAUUCUGAAUAGGGAUUUCAUCUCUCACAGUAUACAUUAGUAUGUGAUUGAUUGACUCAGGCUGUCCGCUGGACUUGAGUGUUGCUAGAGGACCCAGUUAUACACAUCUGAUGUGGACCAGAGGUGAGUAUUUGCCUGUUUAUGACAAAAUAGCCAAAGAUGUGAUAAUGAUUUUUUUCAGCACUUUUAAUACUGGCUGUGUGUGCGUGGAGGGAAAGAAGUAAUAACUUUUCCAGCAUAAAGCCUAAUGUUACAAAGCUAACCAGUCAGAAUUUUUUGAGCAAAUUUGAGCUGCCAGAGGUCUUAUUCGAUUGAUAUGUUUAUAAAUAAAUUCACAGCAGGUCAUUGCUUUGCGUCAGGGCACCACAGCUUUUUUUGGUCUGGUACCAUGAACCCCAAAGCUGGAUUUAUUGUGUCGUCAAACUUUGGCCUCAGAGAAAAAAAGAUUAAACCACACAAUUCUCCUAACAACUCUUUGAGGAGGGUUAUUACAUGACGUCUCCUUUUUUUAUGGAGAGUAUCAUCCUGGGGAUUUAUGCAUUGCUGACCCCUGCUGUGCAACCCAUUUGCACUUUCUGCCAUACUAGUAAUAAAUAUCUAGUAACAUUUAUAGUAAAUGAAAACGUACAUUUAAAAGGGUAUAACGAUGAUAGCGUUGUUAUAAUCUGAGCAAUCAUCAUUUUGUGGCUUCCCUCAGCAAAUGUUCAUCUUUAAUACGGUAGUCCUGCAAUAACAGUGUGUAGGCUGAGCUCUGUUGAUUUUUAGUGGGGUUUGAACCCUGUAACACCAGGUGCCUUACAAGACUGAAUAUUUGGUCCUUUUAGAGUAUACAGCACAUAAAUGGGACUGAACGAUUGCCUUGCGUGGCUCCUUGUCACUUUGGCAGAUGAUUGUCAGCAUAUGCAAAGGAUUGGCUUAUCCUUGCUUUUUGCACGAGUGGGAUCUGCCAACCCCAAAAUACAGAGCUACAUGGAAAAGCUUCUCAGAGUGAAACCUGUCACCCAGCAGAGCGCAGAGGCUGUAUCCAAGAUGUUUCCUUCCCAGCAACUGGAUGACAGGCAGAAAUGGAGCAGUCUGAGAGCUGCUUUUUCCUACUUCCCAGGACAGUGGAUGAUGAGAACUUUGGAUGUUUGACCACCGUGGUCUUGGCAUGAGCCACAGCACACUGGGGAUGGGAGAUGCCAGGGCCCUGGGAACCUCUGGCUGUGUGCACACAUUGAGUUCCCUUAAUGGACAGCAACACAUCAGCCCCCAGCACAGCCUGAAAAAGAGGAAAGAAGAAAAGAAGGGGGG
Molecule: messenger RNA, 3543 nt
Organism: Grus americana (Whooping crane)
Lineage: Eukaryota; Metazoa; Chordata; Aves; Gruiformes; Gruidae
Gene: METTL6
Product: methyltransferase 6, methylcytidine
Exons: 9
Coding region: 147-1079 (310 amino acids)
Source: RefSeq, a predicted model, not a curated record